Molecule: messenger RNA, 1731 nt
Organism: Brenthis ino (lesser marbled fritillary)
Lineage: Eukaryota; Metazoa; Arthropoda; Insecta; Lepidoptera; Nymphalidae
Source: the annotation of a GenBank genome assembly
AUGCAAUCUCGAUUAGGGGGCAUGGCUCGAAUUUGGCACUCUUCUCUUCCAAGGUACGACUUGUCAUGGGAGGAAUGGAAAAACGAAUUUAUGAAGGCAUUCCCUAGUAUUAUAGAUUAUCCUGAAUCCCUUCGUGUAAUGUUAUCAAGAAGAAAAACUUUAAAUGAAACGAUGACUCAUUAUUUUUAUCAAAAGAAUGCAAUGUUAACUAAGCUAGAAAUAAGCGGAGACAAAGCAGUCGCUUGCAUCAUCGAUGGGUUGCCCGCGUUCCUAAGAGCACCUGCUCGAGCCGGGAAUUAUAAGACUCCAACUGACCUGCACGCAUCCUUUUUAUGCGUUAUGGAAGAUAGCAGAGCAAAGAAUAAUUUCACAAGGAACGAGACUGGAAAAACAAGUGCUACAGAAUAUUUUGCUACCAGAAAUGCCAAGGACCCUAUCACAUGCUAUACGUGCGGUGGAGCUGGACAUACAUCAAGACGUUGUCACAAAAAUCGAUGCUCUAAUUGUGGGAAAAAUGGUCAUCCAACUGGAAAAUGUAUUUUCAAGAAAUAUGAAGUAAAUAAAGAUUCAGCAUCCUCGUCGGUCAACUAUAUAACAAACGAGGUAAAUAGGACAUACUUUAUUCCUGUCCACGUUAAUGAAGUACGCAUGUUAGCUUAUUUAGAUUCAGGUGCUAAAAUCAAUGCCGCGUGUCCCGAAAUCGCAAAAUCCUUAGGUCUUAACUUAAAAUCAUGCGACAUGAGUAUUGGUGGAUUUGGAGGUAGAUAUGUCAAAGCGCAAGGGUUAGCUGACGUAGAUAUAAAAAUUAAUAACAUUCUUUUUCGAACAACGUUGACAAUUGUUGACUUAAAAUUACGUAAUAUUCAACUUAUACUUGGACAACCAAUCAUAAACAAUCCAAGGAUAAGAUUUAUUGUUAAUGGUACGAAUUUAACUAUAGAAGAAGCUUUACCUGAAGUUUUUCUUAUUGAAGACUUUCCGACUGAGAAACGAGUGGAAAUUUUUUGUAAACAGGAUACAAUAGUACCCCCAUUGAGCAAAAUGAUUGUGGAGACUUGUAUAGAAAACGCUAGACCAGAAGAUUAUGUCUUCAUAGAAAACAGAACAUGUCGCAAUGAAGUCAGAGAUUAUACUAUUCCUGCAACUAUGCUGAGCGGUGAAUCUGGAAUAAUAAAUGUGCAGAAUAAUUCACGUCAUCCACUAUUACUCGAAGAAAAGGAUCUUCUAGCCCGAGGUGACAAAUGGUCUGGGAUGACUUCUGCAUAUAAGAAAGUAGAGGAGAAACACGUGAAUAUUUUAUCAGUCGAUUUUAAGAAGAUUCAAUGUGACACGAAGAAUAUGAACAUAAAAGAAAAAUUAGAACAAUUAAUAAAAGAAUACACGGAUUGUUUUUCCUCUUCGACAAGUAUGGGAGAAAAUACUUUAGAGAACGAACAAGAGUCCCAAGAAAAUUGUGAGAGGGCUAAAAAGAAUAUUGAAAAGAAGGCAGUAGAAAUGAAGAAAAGCAAAAUUGUGAGUGACGCUAAUGAUAGGGCGCUUAGCAAUCGUAGCCACGUAGCGCCUUUCCAAUUACGAGUGCUACGAGGGCAGGCGGCGGGCGACGGGCGGCUACGGGCUGAGCUACGCCGCGUUCCAUUCGUUACGGGACGUGCCACUAACAUCUGCAGCCUCUAUAACCCCGAUAAUUUGCUUUCGAUUUUACUUAUUGACUUUUUUGACUUCAUGACAUUA